CCUUUGAUCAAUAGUUCUCCUCUCCUAACCCUUUUCUUUCUUUACAGAUUGCUUCUAACAUCUUUCUUUUACAGAAAAGAAAAGGGUGAUCAAAAAAUUGAGCUUCUCUCUCUCUAGAAAUGUUUAGUUCAAGCAGGAGAUCCAAUUUUAUGCAGACGUGUAAUCUCUUAAGUCGUUUUAUUAAGGAAAAAGGAUGCCUCAGAGAUUUGAAUAUAGAAAUCGCUGGAAAAGUGGAGAGCCUUCAACACAUAGCGAAGCCUCUCAUAACUCCAUCUUUAAUAGAACAACAGCCUCUAGUGGCUCCGAUUUCGUCCAUUGAUGCAACUACCAGCUGCUGCAAACAGCCAUCCCAGUUGACAAUAUUCUACUCAGGUAGAGUGUUGGUGUUUGAUGAUUAUCCAUCCAACAAGGUUGAAGAGCUCGUGGCAUUUGCCAAGAAAGAGAGCCCCCAAAUAUCCUGCGGCAUUCUGUCGACCGUCGACACUAGUGGGCUCGUCUCUAGUUCACGAGACGGCCCGCCUCCACGGCCUCAUCAGGCCGGUACUAGCCACCGCCACAAGGCCGUUGGCAUUUCCUCAAAAGCCUCUAAGGAGAAAAUGAACUGCCCUGAUGAGACUAGUGGUUCAGAUCUCCCAAUUGCAAGAAGAUCAUCACUUCAUCGAUUUCUUGAGAAGAGGAAAGAUAGGUCCGCGGUUAGGGGGCCUUAUCAUCAAGUUCAAGAAGAGCCAAGCUCUUCUUCAAAGGGAAAGGGGGAUGGACAGUUUGACCUCAAAUUGUAAUCUCAUGAAACCUUAGAUAUUAGGGUUGUUGUGACUUGUUGUAUAAUCUAUCUCGCAUCGAUUGACAGAUUUUUAUAACUUUAUCCU
Molecule: messenger RNA, 866 nt
Organism: Salvia hispanica
Lineage: Eukaryota; Viridiplantae; Streptophyta; Magnoliopsida; Lamiales; Lamiaceae
Product: jasmonate ZIM domain-containing protein 1-like
Biological process (GO): regulation of jasmonic acid mediated signaling pathway; response to wounding; regulation of defense response
Cellular component (GO): nucleus
Source: RefSeq, a predicted model, not a curated record